Messenger RNA from Neocloeon triangulifer, 1087 nucleotides. RefSeq names its product enoyl-CoA delta isomerase 1, mitochondrial-like. The transcript is spliced from 6 exons. Gene Ontology annotation, cellular component: mitochondrion. Gene Ontology annotation, biological process: fatty acid beta-oxidation. NCBI's taxonomy places the organism in Eukaryota, Metazoa, Arthropoda, Insecta, Ephemeroptera, Baetidae. Bases 124 to 987 code for a protein of 287 amino acids. The record is from RefSeq and is a predicted model, not a curated record. Gene Ontology annotation, molecular function: enoyl-CoA hydratase activity.
GCUGGACCGGUGCCGCGCCCCUUUUUUCAUCUUCCAUUGCAAAUCCAUAUCAAUAGGAUAAAGGUCACUCACGACUGCACUAAAGUUUUAAUCAAUUUUAUUUGAACUAAUUGAGUGGGAGCCAUGAUGAAUUUAAGCUCUCGCAUCAGGCCAAGUCUUUUAAAGGCUGUGGCACCUGCCUGCGCAAGGGCAAUGUCAGCAGACGCAAAGCUUGUUGACCUGUCGAUUAAUGAAAAAACAGGCAUUGCCACCUUGACAAUGAACCGGCCUCCUGUGAACAGCCUCAACCUGGAGUUGCUUCAAGGCCUCUCCAAGGCCCUGCAGGAACUGGAAGAUAACCGAAAGUGCAGGGGCAUGAUUUUGACAUCGAGUUCACCAACUGUUUUCUCCGCUGGUCUGGACAUAAUGGAAAUGUACAAGCCCAAGCCUGACCGCGUCAAGGCCUUUUGGUCCACCCUGCAGGAGGUGUGGCUGCAACUCUUUGGCUCGUCUUACCCAACCGUUGCAGCUAUAAAUGGACACAGUCCAGCUGGUGGUUGUCUUCUGUCGCUGAGCUGCGAGUACCGAGUAAUGGUUGGACCACAGUACACCAUCGGUCUGAAUGAGACCAAACUGGGCAUUGUGGCUCCCAAGUGGUUCAUGUCGUCCAUGCUGGCCGCAAUUCCUUAUAGACAGACUGAGCUGGCACUAACCACUGGCCGCAUGUUUUCCACCGAAGAAGCCUUGAAGAUUGGGCUGAUAGAUGAGGUUGCCACCGACAAAGCCGACGCUAUUGCCAAAGCAGAGAAAUUCCUUGGCUUGUUUGCCAAAAUCCAUCCUGUGGCAAGGAAGCUCACUAAGCUGAAUCUGCGCAAUGACGCGCUCGACUGGCUCCAGCAGAACAGGGAACUUGACUUGAACAUCUUCCUAAGCUUCGUCAACCAGCCAAUUGUGCAAAGUAGCCUUGAGAAGUACUUGGAGGCGCUCAAGAACAAGCAAGGAAAAUAAUUUUUUUUACAUUUUGUUAAUUAUUGAUGUUUAUUUACAUAUUAUUUUUGUUGCCAAAAGUUAAUGAUAUUAAAAAAAGAAGUUUCCACGUUUUCUAGUA